AGAAAUCCGCUGAGUCGGUCGAGUCAGCUUAUUGGUAGGAUAGUCUGAAUCGUCUGAAUAUUAUUGUAAAUAUACACUAUGAAAUUAGUUGCGGAACUAAAAUGAACCGGCAUACUGAUAUCAAACGGGAAUCGGAGCCUCCCGCAGAAUUGGAGAGUCAAUUUAUUUUACGGCUACCACCGGAACCGGCAAAAGUUUUACGUGAAGCUUUACGAAGUGGUUCAGUUAAUCUGAAGGACAGGUUAAUGAUAAGGCUUGAGAAUGACAUGCGUUAUGGAGAAGUUAGAGUGGACCAUCGACUGAUGCAUGCAAAGGUUGUUGAUAUUCCAACAAUAGUUGAAUCCUUGAAAACUAUUGACAACAAGAGCUUCUAUAAGACAGCUGAUGUAUGUCAGAUGUUGGUAUGCAAAGAAGAGGAUGACCAUACAACUACAGAUGAAGAAUCGCCAGUAAAAGCCAAGAAGAAGGAUCCUAACAAAGUGGACAAGAAGUUCCUAUGGCCUCAUGGUAUCACACCACCAAUGAAAAAUGCACGCCGCAGACGGUUCCGCAAGACAUUGAAGAAGAAGUAUGUGGAGGCUCCUGAGAUUGAGAAAGAGGUGAAGCGGUUGCUUCGGGUAGACAAUGAUGCUGUCAGUGUCAAGUGGGAGGUUAUUAAUGAGGAUGAUGAUAAACUGAAGGCUGGAGUUAUCAAAGAUGAGAAUGGAGGCCUUAGCAUGGGUCAGAAUGGAGACAUGUCACUUGAAACUAGCAAUCAGCACAGUGUUGAUGUCGCUGAGCAUGAUAUUUUUGGGGAGGCAGUUAGUGACUCAGAAGAGGAUGAAACUAACAUCAAUAUUAUGGAGCUGGAGGAUGAGACUAGUCGUCCGUCUGCUGAUGACAGUCGACUAUCGGAUUCUGCUUCCUUACAAGGUGUGUCAGAGCGUCCAAAUCGCUCUCAACCUCUGGUGACACAGUUCAGUAAGGAGAUGUUCAGUCCACGGGGAAUAUUUAUGCCAGAGCGUGGUGGGAGGAAGCACCCAAGUGGCAUAUCCCCUCUCACCUUCCUGAAGCAAGAGCAAGCCCAUCCGCAUGAUUUCAGUCAGCAAUCAAGUGAGUUUCCUCAUCGGGAAACUAUUAAAACAGAGCCGCUCACAUUUGACUUCGAUAUACUGAAGACUGAGUUGAACAGACCAGAGGAGUCCGAGUAUGGCAGUACACCACAGAUGUCACGAGCAAGUAUUAGAGCCCAGUUAGAUGUUCUUCAGCAACAGCUGGCAGAUCUGCGGAAUAGACGUCAACAGCAGGAAAUGGAGAUUGCCAAUAUUGAGAACUAUGCACUACGAAAGAGGUUCCAAGAUAUCCUAGACAAGUUGUUAGUAGAGCAGAUGGAGAAGGAGCAAGAGUACCAGGAUUUGACGGUAUUACUGCAGUUGUCAUGAAGUCUUGAAGAUCAGUGCACCAGGAAUGUCUGUGAAGACAUUACACUGUAAGAUUACAUCACUGAUACAGUCAGUUAAAGUUCAGCAUAUUGGGCAGGGGUUCCUGAUCACCAGUGACUGUAAGCCAGAGUAGUGAAAUAAAUAUACAGCAUAAAAACAGGCUGCUUUAGCCCAGUGAAGCAUAAAAUUCUUCUCCAUUACAAAAAUAAACAGUUUAAUGUCGAAAUAAGUGGUAUAUACAAUUACAAUUGUACUUUAAAAUGUUGGAUGGUUCAGAAUGUUUCACUGUAAUACUGGUAUUAAUAAAUACCCUAUUGCCUGA
Molecule: messenger RNA, 1743 nt
Organism: Cryptotermes secundus
Lineage: Eukaryota; Metazoa; Arthropoda; Insecta; Blattodea; Kalotermitidae
Gene: Taf7
Product: transcription initiation factor TFIID subunit 7
Exons: 8
Coding region: 102-1421 (439 amino acids)
Biological process (GO): transcription initiation at RNA polymerase II promoter; RNA polymerase II preinitiation complex assembly
Cellular component (GO): transcription factor TFIID complex
Molecular function (GO): RNA polymerase II general transcription initiation factor activity
Source: RefSeq, a predicted model, not a curated record